UAGGAAAGUCUUCAGUAUGACAACUACUUGUGACGAGAGUACCCCUCUUAUCACCAGUAAUCCUCAAUCUCCGCCUUCUCCCCCUAAAUGGAAUGUGUUCUUCAUCAUGGCACUAUUUGGACUGACUUAUCUCAUACCCUUUGACAUGGUUUUCACUGCUAACGGUUACUUCAGAGCGAAAUUCAGCGAAACCGGAGACGAAUCCCUCAUCCAGAGAUUUCCGUGUUAUUUCCAAGCUGGAGGGAUCACUACUCAAGUCAUAAUGAGCAUUUCCUCCAUGAUCAUCCUAAAACGUGUUCCAAUAGAACCGUUUGUAAUCGGGUGUAACAUAGUCACUCUCACUAUCUUCGUGGUCAUGACCAUCAUGUCCAAAGUGCCAACAAUCACCUGGCCAAUGACAUUCUUCGUGCUGACCACCUCAAUGUAUUGUGUGGCAUGUGGGGCGGGUGCUAUGUACAAGUCUGGGGUGAUGGCCAUUGCUUCCAUGCUAAACCCCAAAGCAAUCCAGGGGUUUAUCCUUGGGCAAAGUGCUGCGGGUGCAGUUAACUCACUGAUUAGCUUGAUAACCCUGUCAUUUCCCCAUACUGAUGUGCUACAAGCUGGUUUCUGUUAUCUCCUCGCAUCUUGUAUCUGUCUGGCUGUAUCCCUGUCCGUCUACAUUCUUAUCUUCAACAAGAUGCGCUAUGUCAGGAACAACACCAUUAGAAAAACAGAGGUUGUUCCAUCUGAUCAGGAGAGUUUACUGGAUACCAGUACCAGUACUACAAGUACAUCCGAUGAUGAAACAGAGAAGGCAACUUUCACGGCAGUACUGAAAGCAAGCUGGCAGUUCUGUGCUGCUAACUGCAUAUCCCUCAUCAUCACGCUGCUUCUAUUCCCCGCUGCUAUCUCCAAUCUACAACCCUCGGACCCCACCAAGAUGCCCCAGUGUGUUUACAACAUCAUCAUCUUCAUGACCUUCAGUGUUGGAGAUGUGUUGGGUGCUCUCACUUCCACUUUCAUUGCCCUCCCCAAGAAGCUCGUCCUUCCCUUCUCCAUCCUCCGCCUCAUCUUCAUCCCUCUUAUCUUCAUGUGCAACCUCCAACCCCGUACUGUUCCUGUUUGGUUCGUGGCUGAUUAUUGGCCAGGUCUGUUUUACUUUACCAUGGCGUGGAGUAACGGUAUAGUGCUGUCCAUUGCUGCUACCUACUGUGCUACUUCUGUUGAAUCCAAACUUGCAAAGUCCAUAGCAGGGACGCUAAGUACUUUUUCAUGUGCCUUGGGACUUGUUAUUGGGAGUUUGUUGGUGUUCCCCAUGCUUUCUCUUUUAAAAAUAAAAUGAUCGCAGAUUUUUAUUUUUACAUAGGUUAUAUUAAAUACCGUUUUAAUCAGUUUUUGUUAUCUGUACUUUAUAGUAGCGUAUGAAUCCAGCUUUAACAACAUCUCUACCUCCCUGCUCUUUAAGUUUAACGAGGUUUUAUAUAAUACAAGGAUUGAUUUAUUAUUUAUAUCAAGCAUAUAUUAUCAAAGGUUUUUAUAAGUCCAAGGGUUAUAAUAUACCAAGGGUAUAACUUAUAAGUAUCAAGGGUAAAUAUAUGUAUAUUAAGGGUUUUGAUAAAUAGA
This is a messenger RNA of Bolinopsis microptera, 1602 nucleotides long. Its product is annotated as equilibrative nucleoside transporter 3-like. The record is from RefSeq and is a predicted model, not a curated record. Gene Ontology annotation, biological process: nucleoside transmembrane transport. Gene Ontology annotation, molecular function: nucleoside transmembrane transporter activity. Gene Ontology annotation, cellular component: plasma membrane. The coding region runs from base 17 to 1321 and encodes 434 amino acids. The transcript has a single exon. Lineage: Eukaryota; Metazoa; Ctenophora; Tentaculata; Lobata; Bolinopsidae.